CCGUAGCGUUGAUGUUCCAGUGUGUCGUUUUAAUGAAUUUUUUCGUAUAGAAACUAAUUUAUAGUGCUUUUUGUGAUAAGGAUACUCUAGAAUCUUUUAUUAGUGAUUAUACAUACAAAUUUCAAAAUAAAUGCAAAUGAAGAUUUUUGGCGGGAUAUAAUCGUGGCUAUGUAAACGGAUUUGUAUGUCGACAAAGACAAGCCAUUUUGAUAAUUUGUAUAUAUAUUAACAUAAUAUAAUGGAAACUGCACAAAUAGAUGCAAAUGAAAUAAGCCAACAUCCAGAAAUUAUAAAAGGAGCACAAAAAGAAAUUAUUAAACAAGAUGUUUUAGUAUGUGGCGGGUGUCAUGCUGUGUUCCAUUUUAUAGAAGACUUUUCUUCUCAUAAGGAAAAAUCAUGUUCAGAAGAAUCUCAUUUAAAAGAUUGUCGAGAAGUGAAAGCCAAAGUGUGGGCUUUCCUUUUAUGGAAAGGAGCCCAGGUUGGUUACGAUUCUACAUCAAUAAAUAGUUGGCAACUUUAUCAAGAAUGGAUCAAAAUGGAUUCUGAGUUGCGUGAAACCUGGAUAGUUGCUGGAAAAAAUGUUCAAACUUUUGCAAAGAUGGGUCAUGGUGGAGUACAGGAACUUCCUAAUAAAUCAAAUAAAAUAAAUUCUAAUCUCAAUGAUAAAAAACAAGGAUUAAAAGGUUCAAAGAAUGCUUUAGUGAAUGAUCUAGCUAUGAGAGGAAUUGAAGUAAAAACUUUACAAACAAACAAUAAAAAGGAUGAAGACAAAGAUUGGUCAGCUGAAAGUGAGGUGGAGUCAGACGAAGAUAAAAGUAGCAAAUCAGUGAAUACUAGAAAAGAAUCAGAUAAAGAAAAUAAGGUUUCUACCACAGUUCCCAACUUACCCGCUGUAGAAAUAAAAACAAUCAAGAAAGAUUCUAUAGGAGACCUUAAAGAUUCAAAUAUGAGACUUGCGUUACGAACUUGUAAAGCUAAUGAUGCUGAUCGAGGACUUCCUACAGGUGAAUAUACUGUAGAAAAGAUACUUGCUAAAAGAUUCAAUCCUCGGAGAAAACAGCAUGAAUACUUAUUAAAAUGGGAAGGAUAUUCGCAGUAA
This is a messenger RNA of Ctenocephalides felis (cat flea), 1099 nucleotides long. RefSeq lists its product as uncharacterized. The coding region runs from base 239 to 1099 and encodes 286 amino acids. The transcript has 8 exons. NCBI's taxonomy places the organism in Eukaryota, Metazoa, Arthropoda, Insecta, Siphonaptera, Pulicidae. The record is from RefSeq and is a predicted model, not a curated record.